Rosa rugosa (rugosa rose) is the source of this 2147-nucleotide messenger RNA. Its product is annotated as protein PSK SIMULATOR 1-like. Lineage: Eukaryota; Viridiplantae; Streptophyta; Magnoliopsida; Rosales; Rosaceae. The transcript has 13 exons. The record is from RefSeq and is a predicted model, not a curated record. Bases 217 to 1947 code for a protein of 576 amino acids. Gene Ontology annotation, biological process: positive regulation of growth.
AAUAUUUCAUAUAUAUUUUGUUGGGAACAAAUGGGCAACUGCGGAGAAGCUGCUAGAAAGAAAAGUAAACGCGCGAAACUUGAAAAUGCCGACUCGGGGCAACCUUGUCUGCUCUUUCUUCAUCCCUCUCAUCAAUCUGGUUUCAGUUGUUGGAAAGAUUUCUGCUAUAAAACUUGUCCAUAACGAGUCAAAUUCAGUUUUUGGGUGAUUCACAUAAUGGGUGGGAUUAUCAACAGUGUCAAACGGACGCCCAAAGUUGAAGAUGUCACUGUAGCUAUAAAUUAUCAUCAUGCUAGUAAUGGGUGUGAUGAACUGCCCCCAAGAGCAAAUGGUAUUACAACUCCAUCCAAUUGCUUCUCUAAGCAGGCAGCUGUUGCUAAGGUUUCAGCAGUAAGCUCUCUUUUGGGUAAAGCUAGCUCGAUUGGAUUUGGGAAGGCAAUGGAAAUUUUGGACAGUUUUGGCAGUAGCAUCACAAAUUGGGACCCCACUUUGAAUUCUGAGGUGCAAAUAAAAGGGAAUACAAUUUCAAUUUUGGCUUUUGAAGUUGCAAACUCAGUUGUCAAGGGUGCGAAGCUAAUGCAGUCCCUUUCAGAAGAUGAGAUCAGAUAUUUAAAAGACGUGCUGCUACCAUCCAAAGGGGUGCAAAGUUUAAUAUCUACAGAUAUGGAUGAGCUCCUCAGAAUUGCCGCUGCUGACAAGAGAGAAGAGUUGAGAACUUUUUCGAGAGAUGUUGUACGUUUUGGAAAUCGUACUUAUGAUCCGACAUGGCACAACUUGGAUCGCUAUUUUAGGAAGACUGGCUUGAAAGUUACUGAACAAACUCAUUUAAAGAAGCAAGCAGAGAGAGGGAUGGAACAUUUGAUAACUCUAGUUCAGUCAACAGCAGAACUAUGUCAUGAGUUGCAUUCAUUGGAUAGAUUGGAACAAGAAUAUCGGCAUAAGCUUGAAGAAGAUAGUUCAGUUACUGCUAGAAGAGGUAACCUUGUCUUUGGAGACAACCUUGCAAUUUUAAACGCAGAUAUAAAGAAUCAAAUGAAGCUUGUAAACAGCUUAAAGAAAAAAUCACUGUGGUCAAAGACUUUUGAAGAGGUUAUGCCGAAGCUUGUAGACAUUGUGCAAUUAUUACACUUAAAAAUUCAUGAAGCUUUUGGAAGUACUGAUGAUGACGAACCAGUGGAAUGUUCUCAGAGGAACUGUAAAAGGUUGGGGCCUGCUGGUACUUCAUUACACUAUGCGCAUAUUAUUACACAAAUUAACACACUUGUGUCUCGAUCAAGGUCAGUGCCUCAAAGAGAGAUAGAUACUCUGUAUGGGGGACUGCCAUGCAGUGUAAAGUCAACUCUGCGCUCAAAAUUUCAGUUAGUUGAGCUCACCAUUCCUCAAAUCAAAGCUGAAAUGAAGCAAACUUUGGAUUGGCUUGUUCCCAUCGCCAUUAACACAACCAAAGCUCUUCAUGGCUUUGGAUGGGUUGGAGAGUGGGCAAAUACAGGGUUUGAGGCAAGCUGGCAUACUGGCUUGACUAGCAUUCCGAGGAUUGGGACUCUACACCAUGCCGAUGAGAAAAAAACUGAAGUUUAUAUAUGUGAACUAGUAGUCUUGCUACAUUAUCUGAUCAGCCAGGCGGGGGUUGGCCAUGGUGGAAUGCCAUCGUCACCUGUUGAAACCCGCAGCCAGAGGACGAAUGAGUUGACAGCUGAAGAUCAAGAGAUGCUUCAGGAUGUGGGUACAAACAGCAUCAGACUAGGAAUGAGUAAAAGUCAGAAUUUUGACGCAGGAAAGGCCAGCAGGUUGAGCAGACACCAUAGGCUGAGUAAGAGUAGCAGAGACUUCCUAGCAAAAGAUAAACUUCCCAUUGAGAAUCUGUUGUCUAGGCCCAUAGACUCCGAUAUAACCUGGACCAAGUUCUUGGAUGUCAUUGAUGGAGUUGACACAAUGCGCAGGUUCUAAGUUGCACACAUGAAUACUAGUAUGCGUUAAUCCAUCUUUUUAAUCUUCGAGUGUGUAAAAGAUAAUCUUCAGUAGCAUCUUCCCUGCUAGGCGCUCUUAGUUUGACCCAAGGGAGGUGUUACAUGAGUUUGAAUUUGAUGGAAACUGGUGAGCAAGACAAGUAGCAUUUUGUAAAUUUGAAACUUAUGGUUGUAGGGAAA